Penicillium samsonianum is the source of this 1810-nucleotide messenger RNA. RefSeq names its product Zn(II)2Cys6 transcription factor. Gene Ontology annotation, molecular function: zinc ion binding; DNA-binding transcription factor activity, RNA polymerase II-specific; transcription cis-regulatory region binding. Lineage: Eukaryota; Fungi; Ascomycota; Eurotiomycetes; Eurotiales; Aspergillaceae. Bases 1 to 1572 code for a protein of 523 amino acids. Gene Ontology annotation, biological process: positive regulation of transcription by RNA polymerase II. The transcript has 3 exons. The record is from RefSeq and is a predicted model, not a curated record. Gene Ontology annotation, cellular component: nucleus.
AUGCGCGCAGCAUGCUGGACAUGCCGCAGUCGCACUAUCAGAUGUGACCAAACCAGCAUCCCUUGCGCCAAGUGCGAGAAAGCUGAGUUGGAAUGCUUUGAACAAAGACCGCUUCGAUGGGUCAAAGGUAUAGCAAUUCGGGGUAAAAUGCGCGGACGUAUUCUUGGAGAGAAUCUCAAAACAUCCAGUGAAAAUCCACCUCCGCAACUAGAAAGGGAACAAGUCAUACAUUCCCGCGCGAAGUCUUUGAUAACAAAUAUUACUCCCUCGUUUGCCUUGCAAGACCCUUGCAUACACGAUCUCGACCGGUCAUCGAGAUUCUAUCUUGAUUAUUGUGGGUUUAUAUCGAGCUUAAUAUCUGCGUGGACAAAAGAUAACAUACGCAUCGCCAAGUUGUUCAUUCUAUAUGACAGUGAGAGCAACCCGUUUAGAAGGUUACUCACUUAUGCUAUGGAUAAUUCAACCUUGCAAAAGUGCAUAAUUGCCGUUGCUGCACGGCACUUUGCUAAUACAGGCCAGUCAUUCGACCAGGGCGAUGACGCUUUGUCCCCUCGAUUUGUCAAUGCCAAUUUGGAUGCACUCCAUUUCAAAAAGCAAACUAUCAAGGCAUUAUCAUUGUCAUUGUCCCAUCCAGAGUCUUCACAGAAUGACGCGAUAAUGACAACCAUUCUCCUUCUAAUUUUUCUUGAUCUCCUCGAGUCUGGCAUCGAAGGUUGGAAAUAUCAUCUCCAUGGUGCAGAAGGCCUCGUCAAUCUUUCUCACUCGCUGCUGGGGCCUAGUACUAGUGCAUAUGUCAACAACGACCCUGGAGAGACAAUAGAGGAGACAAGGCGAUUCCUCGCCCGACAGUUUUCGCUUAUCUCAACCUUCGGAGGUGCACUAUCAGGUCCAAAGUCGAGGCCAGGGUUUUGUAUCGACCUUGAAGAAAGCAGGCAUCAAGAGUCCAUUAUUAGGAGCUUUCUGGGAUGUCCUGUAUUCCUUCUAGGAGCUAUUCGUUAUUUCUCCAACCAAAGACACGUGGUUGAGACGAUACACAUGCAUGAUGACCACUCGAUUCAUCAGCAUGUACGAGAUACCGUUACUAUGCUUGAGCUGACAGCAAACUUUGAUUGUCUGGAAUGGGCGUCAAACUCCGUUCAGUCUAGAGUAUCCUCAGCAGCGGAGAUUCUGAAGCUUUCUUUGCUAUCGCAAGCAUACAGAACUGCCACCAUGCUCUAUGGAAAACGAGUCCUUCGUGCUUUCAAGACAUCCACUGGGACCACAGCAUCUGACAAUAAGGAGUUGGUCUGCCGAUUACUCGACGUAAUUGACUCUCUCAAAUGCGACCCGGCUUUGUUCAAGUGCCUACUAUGGCCAACCUUCAUUGCCGGUCUCGAAUGCCAGACUCAUAGUGACCAAAAGGAGGUGGUCAUUGGAUUUCUAAAGAUGCUUUGGAACCUGACCUGUUGUUUGAAUGUGAUAAGCGCUUCAAAAAUUCUGCAGGAUAAUUGGAAGCGAAAGCAUUUCGAUGGCAAUUUGGAGUCGGGGGAAUCAGAAUUAUAUGUAAUAGAACAAGGCUGGCUGCUUAUUUGAUCUAUGGUAUUGCUUUCACGGAAGAUUUGCAAUGAAUACAAAGUCUGGUUUGGACCCCCACGGAAGCCCAUCAUAAAAAGCAAAAGGGUCAACAGAGUAGUUGCAAAGCCACCAAAUCCUAGUGAAGUCUAAAAAUCAAUGACAAUAUAUCUGGCCCAAAUAUACAAGAUAAAAUAUCAAAUUGGUGCUUAUGGGUUGGCGAAAGUACUGUUAGCCAUUAAAGACCAAAAAUUCUUUC